Messenger RNA from Hirsutella rhossiliensis, 447 nucleotides. RefSeq names its product g10 protein. The transcript is spliced from 2 exons. Lineage: Eukaryota; Fungi; Ascomycota; Sordariomycetes; Hypocreales; Ophiocordycipitaceae. Gene Ontology annotation, biological process: mRNA splicing, via spliceosome. Gene Ontology annotation, cellular component: spliceosomal complex; nucleus. Bases 1 to 447 code for a protein of 148 amino acids. The record is from RefSeq and is a predicted model, not a curated record.
AUGCCUGCGAUACGACACGCGUCGAAGCGGAAGCCUCCGCCCGAGGGCUUCAGCGACAUCGAGGACGACCUGCUUAUUUUCGCAAACAAGAUGAAGGAUGCGCAGAACAAGCCACCUCCGCCGGGCCCGAGACACCAAGCCCAGUGGGAGGUUUUCCAGAUUUCUCACCAAAGGAGUCGCUACAUCUACGACUUGUACUACGAGAAAGAGGCCAUCAGCAAGCAGCUUUACGAUUGGUUGCUCAAGAACGGUUAUGCAGACGCGAUGCUCAUAGCGAAAUGGAAGAAGCAAGGAUACGAAAAGCUUUGCUGCCUCCGAUGUGUCCAGACCAAGGAAACCAACUUCAACAGCACAUGCAUCUGCCGCGUCCCGAGAGCACAGAUGAAGGAAGACAAGGACUUGCAGUGUGUCAGCUGCGGUUGCAGAGGCUGCGCCUCGAGCGACUAG